GGGGAUUGGAACACCUGAAUCACAUGAUAUGGAGGGGAUUGGAACACCUGAAUCACAUGAUUGGGAGGGGAUUGGAACACCUGAAUCACAUGAUUGGGAGGGGAUUGGAGCACCUGAAUCACAUGAUAUGGAGGGGAUUGGAACACUGGAAUCGCAUGAUAUGGAGGGGAUUGGAGCACCUGAAUCACAUGAUUGGGAGGGGAUUGGAGCACCUGAAUCACAUGAUAUGGAGGGGAUUGGAACACCUGAAUCACAUGAUAUGGAGGGGAUUGGAGCACCUGAAUCACAUGAUAUGGAGGGGAUUGGAACACUGGAAUCGCAUGAUUGGGAGGGGAUUGGAGCACCUGAAUCACAUGAUUUGGAGGGGAUUGGAACACCUGAAUCACAUGAUAGGGAGGGGAUUGGAACACCUGAAUCACAUGAUUUGGAGGGGAUUGGAACACCUGAAUCACAUGAUUUGGAGGGGAUUGGAACACCUGAAUCACAUGAUAGGGAGGGGAUUGGAACACCUGAAUCACAUGAUAUUGAGGGGAUUGGAACACCGUAAUCACAAGAUAUGGAGGGGAUUGGAACACCUGAAUCACAUGAUAUUGAGGGGAUUGGAACACCUGAAUCACAUGAUAUUGAGGGGAUUGGAACACCUGAAUCACAUGAUAUUGAGGGGAUUGGAACACCUGAAUCACAUGAUUUGGAGGUCGGGUCCAAUACUUUUGGCAAUAUAGUGUAUUAGGAUUAGGAUAACCCUAGGACUAGGACAUCCCCCAGGAUUAGGAUACCCCCAGGAUUAGGA
This is a messenger RNA of Staurois parvus, 790 nucleotides long. The record is from the annotation of a GenBank genome assembly. Lineage: Eukaryota; Metazoa; Chordata; Amphibia; Anura; Ranidae.